Molecule: messenger RNA, 1223 nt
Organism: Rubroshorea leprosula
Lineage: Eukaryota; Viridiplantae; Streptophyta; Magnoliopsida; Malvales; Dipterocarpaceae
Source: the annotation of a GenBank genome assembly
AGCAGGAAGAAGGCAGCCAAUCUUCUAUUCCAUCUAGCUAAUUUUCUGAGAAAGAAAAAAUGGCUACCAUUCCAUCAAAAACCCAACUUUCUACUGAUUCUCGUUCUAACAGCUUGCCCGCCAAACUACACCCUGUAAUCUCACAGGUUGAUGAGCAUCUUAGCAGGUUGAGGACAUCUGAAUCUGCCUCUACAUCCUCAUCAAUCAGAAAAAGACUAAGUAGCCUUCAAGAUUUGCAUGAAUGCAUAGGCAAGCUGCUUCAAUUGCCUCUUACUCAGCAAGCUUUAGCCCAAGAGCAGAGUGAGAAAUGGGUGGAGGAGAUGUUAGAUGGAUCUUUGAGGAUCUUGGAUGCUUGCAGCACUGCCAAGGAUUCCUUGUUGCAUACAAAAGAAUGCCUGCGCGAACUUCAAUCUAUUAUGCGCAGGAAAAGGGGAGGUGAAACAGCAUUCCUAAUUGAGGUUAGGAAAUACUUGGCCUCCAGGAAAGUGAUGAAAAAGGCAAAUCAGAAGGUGCUGAAGAAUUUGAAGGGCAUGGAUAACAAAUGCAACAAUGAUGAUGAAACUCUUGCCAUGGUUAGAAUGUUCAAAGAGAUAGAAGGGGCUGAUAUCACCUUGUUUGAGUCCUUGUUGUCCUUUAUCUCAGGGGAAAAGGUACAAUCAAAGGCAAGCAAAUGGUCUUUGGUUUCCAAGCUGGUGCACCACAAAAAAGUAGUAUGUGAGCAAGAAGAAGAUGAAAAUGAAUUUGAAAAGGUAGAUGCUGCACUGCAAUUCCUCAUUGAACAUAAAGACAGCAAUAGCCAGAUUGAGGAUGUGCAAAAGGAGCUGCAAAAUCUUGACUCCUGCAUUCAAGAUCUUGAAGAAGGACUCGAGUGCCUCUUCAGAUGGUUGAUAAGGGCUAGAGUCUCCAUUCUUAACAUCCUCAAUCACUACAAAAAUAUGUAAAAUGCAGAGAUCACAUAUUGCUAUGUAACAUAUCUUUUGAUGAAAGUCACACUCUUCAGUACAAAAUUUUAUUACUUAUUUUUUCUCAUUCCAUAGAAUUUAUUUUCAUCUUGGUAAAGAAACUCCUACUUUACCAAACAACUACGUGUUCUAUGAUGGGUUAGGUUUUCCUUUUUCUAUUUUGAACUUUUUUUUCCAUGUUACUACAAUCUACUCAGAUUUUAAAUUGAAAAGGAAGAACAAGAUACCGUUGUAAUGAUCCAGUAAAAAUUUGAAGAAUAA